ACCAUGGUGGCCCUGAGCGGUCUGGCGUCGGCGCUGGAGUCGUACAGGGGCCGCGACCGCCUGGGCCCAGGUCAGGGGUGAUCCAAAUCAGUCCUGCAGCACGGCCAUGCUGACGACUUCUGGUUUCCCACAGAUCCGAACGCUGGGUUACUGCUGCCAGCUGGUGGGCGGGGUCCUGGUGGAGCAGCGUGCUACCAGGUCAGAAGUGGGGACGCGCCUGCUGGUACUGUCCUCCCAACUCAGCCACUGCAGGACCAUCCUGCGACUCUUUGAUGACCUGGCCAUGUUUGUCUACACUAAGCAGUACGGCCUUGGGGCAGAGGAGGAGGACGUCUUUGUCCGCUGUGUGUCUGUUCUGGGCAACCUGGCCGACCAGCUCUACUACCCCUGUGAGCACGUUGCUUGGGCUGCUGACACCAAAAUCCUCCACGUGGACUCUGCUCGGUGGUGGACACUGAGCACAACCUUCUGGGGCCUCUCCCUGCUCCUAGGGAUUGCUAGGUCCCUGUGGAUGGUCCUGAAGCUGAGACGGAGGCUGAGGAGCCCCCAGGUAGCCUCCCCAAGCUGGCGGCCCUGGGGCAAGCAGAGGGCCGUGGAGGCCCAGAUCCGGUCGGAGGUGCUGACCCUCCUGAGCAACUUGGCUGACCUGGCCAACGCAGUGCACUGGCUACCCCCGGGCAUCCUGUGGUCUGGCUGCUUGCCCCCGUGGGUGGUGGGCCUCCUGGGUACCAUCUCCUCCCUCCUCAGCGUGUACCAGGCAGCCCAGGCCGGUGGCCAGGCUGACGCUGACCCCUGAUGGGACCCAGGUGCCCAUGGACUUGGCUGGAAGCCCAAUGAGUGUCCCUUCCCAAGGGCAACGAUGGCCCGGGUGGGAGCCGGGUCUUUCAUGGAGCAAAUCAAGGCCAGGUGCACCUGCGGCCCCCCAGGACCAGCGUCCUCCGGGGCAGAGCGGAAAGAUCCCACGAAGUCUGUGCAGUGGAUAAGGGCAUCGCAGGCUGGAGUACUGAAUCCAGUAAAGGGAGCGGGGGAGCAGGGACAGGCGGCCUGCACCAGGGGGGGCGUGAGGAAGGUCUGAGUGAGAGUCAAUUAAAUGCUGUGGGGCUG
Phacochoerus africanus (Common warthog) is the source of this 1104-nucleotide messenger RNA. RefSeq names its product peroxisomal biogenesis factor 11 gamma (gene PEX11G). Lineage: Eukaryota; Metazoa; Chordata; Mammalia; Artiodactyla; Suidae. The transcript has 5 exons. The coding region runs from base 107 to 796 and encodes 229 amino acids. Gene Ontology annotation, biological process: peroxisome fission. The record is from RefSeq and is a predicted model, not a curated record. Gene Ontology annotation, cellular component: peroxisomal membrane.